UCUAAAAUUAUAAUUUUAUUUUAGAAUGAAAACAUUCUUUUAUGAAGAUAUUUAAAUAUAUAUAAUAAAAUGGCCUUAUAUGAUAACCAACAUUGGCUUUUAUCACAUAUUAGAGAUAGUUUUUUAUCUACAGAUGACACAGGUAUGUGCGAGAUGGUUAUGCUAGGAGAAGAUAUACCAAAAGAAAUGAAGUCAAAUGGUACGUUACAAUGUUAUCCUGGAAUGGAAGAAAGUGACGAUGAAGAUUUAGAUGCAUUAGCUGAAUCAUAUGACAUACAAAUGGAUAUGGAACUUAGUCAUAGACAGCGUUCUAAUACUGCUCAAAGAUUAGAAAAAAUGGAUUUAGAGAGAAAGAAAGCGGCUAAAAUUAAACAUGUAAAAUGGGAACACAAACCAAAUCUUCUUUCACUAGCAGAACAAUCAAAAUUAUUUCAGAGAAAGGAUUUCCGUAAAAAAAAUACAACUACUACCAAAAGACAUUCUUUUUUAUCUGAACAAAUAGGAAAGUGUCCCAAUUUACCUCAAAAUCCUUUUACGGAUUUUGCUAAAUUCGAUGGCAAUGCACAAGUUGGAAUUGCUAUUAGAAAAUAUAGAAUCUUUAUGUGUAUGUUACCUAAGGAAGAAAGGACUUAUCCUUUACAAAUUGUAGUUGUCGCAACAGCUAAAGUAUUGGAAUUUAUUGGGCUUAUAUGUUAUAAAUAUGCGAGCGAACAUCCCAAUCAUAAUUUAAAGGAAGAUAUUACAAAAUAUGGUUUAUAUAUUACUGAAGAUGAUGGUGAGGUAGAUUGGGACUUUCCUUGCUUAGAUCCAGGAGAAGUAAUAUCUAAGUUUGAAUUCACAACAUUAGGUCUUGUUGAAAUGAAACCAAGUGAUAGAGCACGACAUAAUACGAUAAGACAUAUUGAAACAGAAGUAAAUGAAGAAUUAGAAGGAAUAGAUAAAGAGCAAGAAGAAGUAGCGAAAGAUUUAGCCAAAAUGGAAGGUCAUACAACAGCAAUGGAAGCUCCAUUAUAUCAAUCAUAUAGAGUAUACAUAAUUAAUAAAGUGAGAGCAAAGACUGAAAUACUCCUUGGAAUAUCGGGUGAAAAAAUAGAAAUUGAUCCAGUGAUAACGGGAAAGGGUGCCAGUCGAUUUUGGAACAGACAACGUGCUGUUAGUUAUCAUAUAGAUAACAUUGCAUGGUGUGAAAUAACUGAAAACAAAGGAUCAAAAACGAUAUUCACAUUGGUUUAUACUCCACAUUCUUCUACUUUAGAUAGUUUAAAUGCAUCAUCCAGUCAAACGCAUUCUCUUCAACAAUCCGCGUCAUUUAAAAAUCAUGAUUUUGAAGCGUAUUCAGUGACAGCAGUAGAAAUAGUAAAAAAGAUAAAUCAUAUUUUAGAAUUACGUAGUAGUACAUCAAGAAAAGAAUACUUGGCCCAAAAAGAAAGGAAAGCGGCAAGAAGAAAAAGUUUUCAUUUGCAUAGAUGACAGCUUUACUGGUUGUUUUGUUCGAUUUUACAUUAUCUAAAAUAUUAAGACAUAUAGCAAGCUAUACGAUAUAAAAUGUAAAAAAUUUGUAUAACGUAAAAGUAAGUUACAAUUUCGUUCGUCAUAACAAUGACAUUUAGAAAAGCUUUCUACCAAAGAUAUUAUUUGUAUUAUUUUAAAUAUUCGAAAGUUAUCAUUAAUUAGUAUAAAUAAUUUGUCUUUUAAUAUAUUAUAUCUAAAAUAUAUGCUGAUAUAUUGUGCAAAAUGCUAUAAAUCAUAAUGCGUAUGUAAAGUUAUACUUUUAACAGUAUUAAAGCACGAUGGAACAGUAUAUCGAUACAAAAAAAAAGUAACUUUAAAUAAUAUGCUCUACUUAAAUUAUACUAUU
Polistes dominula (European paper wasp) is the source of this 1858-nucleotide messenger RNA. RefSeq names its product SAPK-interacting protein 1 (gene Sin1). Gene Ontology annotation, cellular component: plasma membrane; TORC2 complex; cytoplasm. The record is from RefSeq and is a predicted model, not a curated record. Gene Ontology annotation, molecular function: phosphatidylinositol-4,5-bisphosphate binding. Lineage: Eukaryota; Metazoa; Arthropoda; Insecta; Hymenoptera; Vespidae. Gene Ontology annotation, biological process: TORC2 signaling.